AGACAACAACUACACAGGAUCAGGUUGAUUGAAGCAACAGGCAGUUGACCUUGUGUGCUCGUGUCGUGCAUACCUAUUUGUUUCUUGCGAGUCUCCGGUUUUUUUUUUUGAGGAAAAAACUUACGCUUGAGCUGAAAACUCACACGAUGCUCCUGAUAGAUCAGUGUAAAGUUGUCUAAGUCUCGUUUCAUUGACGCAUUAUAGUCCACGCAAACGCGCCAUCGGCACUGCGACGCGGCAACGCUCUUGCUGCUGCUGCUACUCCCAUAAAUCGAAUCCUAUUGAAAGAUGGCGGGCACACCUUCAAUGUCGAUGUCAAGGUCCUACUCGCGUCCCGGGACGGCCGGAAGGAGUGGCACGCUUCCGCCCGGUUCGGUAACGGGCAGCACGCAGCUCCCUGAAGACUCGGAAGAUGUUCUGCAGUGCAAGCCGGUUGAUUGCCUCUCUCGACCCAUCCCUAUUACCAUGCUUUUCGGUGAGGGCGAAGACAGGAACGAGGAACUGGUAGCAGAGCUCCACAGGCGGCCGCAUGUUUACGAGAUGCAUCACGCGGGGCAGGUAUUACUUCAGCCUCUAAAUGUAAAGCUCUCUGUUUCUUUGUUAAUCUUAAAAGUGAGGAACUAUUGUUUAGCUAGCGCUCGGGCUCGCCUGUUGGUUUUUGAAGGUUCUUGUGCUGAUGCUGCUCAGGCUUAGCCGAACGCAUGCACCUGCGCUAGUUUUUUUUUUCGUUCUCUGGAACGCAGGGCGACGGUUCAUUUGUGGCACUGCGGUGUCGGAUGUGCAGAGACAAGAAUCAAAUCGGGCUCGAGCAUAUGCAGAGUCUGAAGCACAAAAAGAACAUCGACAUGCAGUACGACCUGGCAUUGACGCUGGAGAUCGGCGAAGAGCUGAACGUUCCCGGCCGGUACGGCCGCCUUAUUGAGCCGGUGAGUGUCUUGGACCGGCCUGGCAUUCAUGUGCCCCGCGACUACAAACAGCUCGGCCAGUCUUAUGGUGGCGCGCGACAGAAUGCUUCGCUCAUCAGUGUGGCGCCGGGGCCCAGUUUGUACUUGGGCUCCACACUCGAAUCCGUGUCCCCCAUACGAGAAUCGCCACGCUCUUCAUUUUCAGCGCAAUCGAGCAAAGCGCCGGAUCCGUGUGCGGCAGCUGAGAGUCUCCUAAGUGAACGCAGUUUGACCCUGACGCAAUCACGUCGUGUGCCCGAGCAAGAGAGUUGCAGCCGGGGCACGCACUCCAGAUCCGAGUCUGGAGCUCAGCUGAGAUCCAAGUCAAGAGCCGCGGCGAGAUCCAGGCUCGGAAAGAAGUCGAAGAAGAGCAAACGCGACUCAUUCUAUGACUCCUCGCAGUGGUUGCACGAGGACGAAAAGGCAGCUUCGAAAAAAUCCAAAAAAUCGCGAGCAAGGUCGAAGGAUGAAGACUUCACACGACGGAGAAAGCGCAAAGCAACGCCAGCAGCGAGAGGAGACACGUCGCGCCGUGGAAAAUCGAGGGCCGGGCGCAAUAGCGCUGAAUUUUCACAAACUGGAGCGCAGACAGAAAGAGGCAGACGUCGACGGGACGUAAGCGCAGAAACGGAAACAGAUCUGGACGAGCAGAGUCUUGCGAGCCGGUGCGCGGGGCUUGAGAUAGAGCAGGAAGAGCACCUUGGAGCGCUAGCGGACCAGCUGAGCCAGCGAAGUGACUACCUGCGGAGAAAAGAACUGAACUUGAACAAACGGCAAGCACAGAUGGACAAGCGCGAGGAGGAACAGCGCGCAAAGCUGGACCGGCUGGAGACCGCGUUGCGCAAGAGGGAGGAAGAAUUGCUACGGCGCGAACAAAAGACAAGCCGAAAUCUGGAUAAACGCCGACAAGCAUUGGACGAUCGGGAAAAGGUUCUGGAGAAACGCGAGCGGCGGAUCGCCCGGCGGACAAAAGAAGCCGCAGAUCUGGGCCAGGACGACACCUUGGGCCACACCACGCAAACGCCCGAAAGCGCACCACCGGAAACCGAGGCCACCGAAUCGGCCGGGGGGGCGGUGCGUCAGAGCAGAAGAUAUCUACAGGUCUAGUUGCUGGCGACAACAACUCCACACGCGAUCAGUCUCCACGUUCCCAACUCCGUAUCAAGUAAGCUACUCACAUCUGGUCCCCUGCGCGUACGCUGCCUUCCUUCAGCUAAAUCCCACUCAUCAAUCUAUGCUGCGUGCCAAUCAUCAGUCACGUGAAGAAAUGUUCUGAACGCGAGCCGCUGAGUGUGAAAUCUUUCUGAGUUAACAUUCUGUUCAGAUUGCAGCAUGUAAAUGCAUUUCGCGUUGAGUCGUGUUUAGAGCGAUCGUUGGCUAAGACCCGUG
Amoebophrya sp. A120 is the source of this 2333-nucleotide messenger RNA. The record is from the annotation of a GenBank genome assembly. Lineage: Eukaryota; Dinophyceae; Syndiniales; Amoebophryaceae.